Messenger RNA from Malassezia restricta, 1755 nucleotides. Its product is annotated as transcriptional activator SPT8. The transcript has a single exon. The record is from RefSeq and is a predicted model, not a curated record. Gene Ontology annotation, biological process: chromatin organization; regulation of transcription by RNA polymerase II. Gene Ontology annotation, molecular function: transcription coregulator activity; TBP-class protein binding. Gene Ontology annotation, cellular component: SAGA complex. The coding region runs from base 1 to 1755 and encodes 584 amino acids. NCBI's taxonomy places the organism in Eukaryota, Fungi, Basidiomycota, Malasseziomycetes, Malasseziales, Malasseziaceae.
AUGGACCAACCACCCGACUCGCACGGAUCUGACCAAGAGGGAAAAAAUGAUGCCAUAUCAGCAUAUCCAGAGAUGCACACGAUGGAAGAGUACAUACAGGCGGUCAAGAGCCGGCAUGCGCACUUUCAUCCGUCGGAAGAGGCACGCCACACCCGGAAGGGGUACGUUAUUGAUCCUGUGGGUGCGGCUCUGCACGGUGCCCACAUACAUGCUAUGUCGAUCUCAAAAGACUCGUCGAUCUUAUUAUCAGGUGGAAGCGAUGGCUAUAUACGAUGGUAUGACUUGCCUGCAAGUAUGAAUGGCAACAACAUGCUGACGCAAAACUUGAGGAACUCUUUUGUCGAGGGCGUGACCAAGGUUGGCGUGCUUAUGACGUGGUGGGGUCAUUCCCAUCUCGAAAGAGGAGCUGAUCCUGACACUUCUGCAGCGGAGGCGCCCCUGAGUGCUGUUCACAGCCUCGCGUGCCAACGCGAAGCUCUGUGGGGCGUCAGUGGUGGUGAAUCGGGCACCAUUAACUUGUGGGGUCUUCGUCAUGGAGCAGGAUCUAUCCGACAUGUGCUUCACAAGCACACAGAUGCCGUGUCUGCGCUUCAACUUGAUCCAUCAGAGGAGCAUCUAAUUAGUGGCGGCUGGGAUCGCGGCGUGUACCAAUGGGAUCUCAACACAGGACAAAUUGUGCGCUCUUUUGAUGGACAUACAGGCCAGGUAUCCAAUAUCGCGUUUCGUCCGCUGUACGUGCCGGGCGAACAACCCAUACCUGAUGCAGCGCUGUAUCCAUCAGCACCAGAGGCCAUGGAUGUUGAUGCAAUCGAUGACGACUUGGAGCAAGAGUUGAAUCGCACACUCAGUGAGCAAGCGCCUGACGAUGCCCAACAUGACACAGACGCCGAGGGAGAUAAUGACUCUCUCUUUGGUGGCGAGCGAGAUGGACCGACGUCGGACUCUCACGCUCCUGAUCAGGAUGCGGAAGGCGACACAGAUAAUGAUGAUGCGGACGAAAAGCCGUUUGCUGGCCGACAUGAUACCCCUCGUCUGGCUGACACCAAAUCAACGGGUGCCUCGAUUUCGCUGCCUGGCCAGCCAUCCAAGUCCGAACCCACAUCCGAUGUACGGGCCCCAGAACCAAAGUCACACCUACCCAAGCCGCUCUUUGGAUCCAUGAAUACAUCGUGGCAUUAUGACGCGGACCUGCGUGAUUUCAGCCAAGAUAUUUUGUUGACCAGCACACUGUCCGGUCAAGUUAUGCUAUGGGAUCGACGUGUAGAUACCAAGUCGAAGCAUGGCGUGCGGGCUCUGGGUCUUCCGCAUGGUACACCGCCUUGGUGUACCGGCACCUGCUGGAACCACACGGGCGACAAGAUUUACGUUGGACGUCGGAAUGAGCUGGUGGAGGAAUGGGACGUCCGUAUGCUUCCGGACAUUACGUCCAACCCAGGCUCUCGGUCGCAGAAUGGGGCUGCACCUGCUUAUCUUCGUGCUCUGCGUCUACCGCGAGGCAGUGGACCUGUCAGUUCGGUGGCAGUGAUGCCCAACAAUCGACACAUCGUUUGUGGUUCCUUUGAUAACGUGCGUCUGUGGGACUUGGAGGCCACAGGACAAGUGCCAUUCAAGAUCGUCGCAGGACACCAUGGUGGUAUGAUCUCGCAUAUCCUGAUGGAUCCGUGCGCCCGAUUCCUCAUGACGGGCUCGGGCGACCGCGGAUGGUUCGCGUCCAGUACCGAGACACUUCUCAUGCACGAGAUCUCAGCGUUAUGA